AUGUCUCAUCUUCCACCUUUUUCCUCUGGCGAUGGCAAGAUACCUGAUCAGGGUGGUAGGGCCAGGACCGCCUCGACGGCCACGCUCACAGACGGUGCUAGCAUCUAUGGAAUCUACACCCCCAGCCUCACCCACGACAGUACAUUGUCUGAGCUUGUUGUGAUGCCGUCAGCACCGGAGCCCACGGUCUUAUUGCGCGAAAUCCAACAGGCUGCCGAUGACAUAUCACAGCUCGUA
This is a messenger RNA of Colletotrichum tamarilloi, 237 nucleotides long. RefSeq lists its product as uncharacterized. The transcript has a single exon. The annotation marks the transcript as partial. Lineage: Eukaryota; Fungi; Ascomycota; Sordariomycetes; Glomerellales; Glomerellaceae. The record is from RefSeq and is a predicted model, not a curated record.